CAGCGUCCUUUCGUUUCUCAACCGUACAGUGUAGAGUCGUCACGCGUGCUCUGUGCUUGCAACUGUGAUCCACGAGUUUAGUCUCAUUUGCUACUGAUUCUAGAAGAUUCUGAAACAUGGAUUCUGACCCAGUUAAAGAUAGUACGGUGCUUCGGCAACUAGCCGUUGGAGUCAGUUCCGAAUUGGAGGAGAUAAUGAAAGAGACAGCUGAUAUUCAGGAACAAAUCAAAGAGACUCGAGCAUCACUUGACACUGUGAACAAGGAAAAUGCUCGUUUGAAGACUCUAAGCGAGUUUCGUGAUAAGGAAAUCAGUCUGCUUCAGGCUAAAAAUGAAAGUCUAGAGAGGCAAAUUACAGAGUAUACUGACGUAAUUCGCCCCCAACUACUAAAUGAAUUAAAGCAAGUUAAGGAAAAUGCCAAAGCCAAGGAAAAGAAGUAUCGAGACAUGAUUGAGAAAUAUGAGAAAAUAUGGGCGCAAUAUGAGGAAAAAUACAAUAAAUGGCCGAGAGUAGCAGAAAGAAAUGCCCUUGCCGAAAAAGUAAGACUUGCAAGAAUGGAACUGUCGAAGAAGAAAGAAGAGGCAAAAGAACUUCGUACACGUGCUGAACAAGUGUAUGAAGCUAAAGUCCAAAGGCUUGAAGCAUUAAAGCAAAAGUGUCUUCAAUGCUAUGCUGAAAAUCAGGAGGCCAUACAGAAGCGUCAGCAGCUUGAGCAAAAAGCUGAGGAAAUAAGAGCAAGGGUUGCCCUAAAAAGAGUUGCGCAUCAGCAGAGAUUAGAGGAGGAAAAGCAACAAAGAGAUGAAGAACUGCAGAAACAAAAUCAGGAAAAGGUCGAGUCAGAGUCAACCAGUGCCAACCCAGGAAUAUCUUCUACUUUUAAAUUGCGUAGCAUUAAUAUUCCUGUUUUGAAGUUGAACUUUGACACCCCAAUCACGGCCAGAGAGCUUAGUAGCUUCUCGCAAGGAUCUUCGAUCUUCAGGUCAUCACUUGCUUCAACUUCUCAAGGGGAAGGAUAUGGCCUUAAAUCAGCGAGCCAACCGAUGCUACCCACCUCUUCAACAGCAAGUCAGUUAAUUGAAACACCGACACUAACAUCUGCUGGAGAGAAUGCUCAGCCUACCAAAGCCAUUAUCAAUAGUGAUGCAAAGCAACAUAUUUCUAAGAAGGUCACGGAAUCUGGUGCAGGCAAUGUGAAUCUCAAAGAAUUAGUCUUACCUCAACAGAAGAUGAUUGAGAAACCAAAAUCUAUUAGAGAAGUGAACAAUGUUAUCUGCAGUAGCCCGUCAAGCAAGAGGGAAGCAAUUUUAAGCACUGACAACAUUGCAGCAAAGCUUAAAGAGACAAUGCGACCAAACUUAAAUGUCUCUGAGGACGUUAAUAAGACACUUGGUCCGACUUUGAUGACUCAAUCUUCAAGGGCUUUGGAAGUGGAUGUAGCUGCUUCAACCAGUGAAGUUGAUUUAUUUACUCAGGAAUACCGCAUCUCUCACCAAGAUACCAUCGAAGCCAUUGGGAUUGAGGAACCCGAACCCGUAAAAGUAGAUAAUGUUAAUAGCAUUCAUCAGGAUUCAAACAAAAAUAUGGACCAAGAAAAACCUUCUGAACUUGCUGAUUUUACUGGAAACUCAUCUGAUCUCAGUCGUUCUGGAGAAAAUGAUAAUGCACCUUUGGAAGAUGAUAAUGGUUUUGACUUCAAUGCCGAGUAUGGAGAUGAGAUGUACUCUCUCCAGAGUCCGCCUGCAUUUGAGCCUGUCAUGUCGCCUGUUCAUGCUGGCUUCGAGUCAUCUCCAUCAAAGGAUUCAGAAGAGGCCCAAAGCGAGAUCCAAGAUCCUGAGCAGCCUUCAGCAUUCAGUGCAUUCAGUUUCUUUUCCAACAAACCAGCUACCACUAACAUAUUUGGUGGGCAAUCAAGUUCAGAGCAAUCAGGAGGUGAAAACAAGAAGCAGAGCACUUCUAACUUUUCAUUCUUAUUUUAAAGCUAAAUUUUAAACUCUUUGACUACUGCUAUUUUCAGUGCUUGGGUACCAAUGAUUGUUUUUGUCUACCUGUAAAGGACCAAUAAAGAUAUUGCAGUCUUUCUAAU
Molecule: messenger RNA, 2083 nt
Organism: Thrips palmi
Lineage: Eukaryota; Metazoa; Arthropoda; Insecta; Thysanoptera; Thripidae
Product: plectin-like
Exons: 14
Coding region: 117-1976 (619 amino acids)
Source: RefSeq, a predicted model, not a curated record